Helianthus annuus (common sunflower) is the source of this 1750-nucleotide messenger RNA. RefSeq lists its product as uncharacterized. The record is from RefSeq and is a predicted model, not a curated record. Lineage: Eukaryota; Viridiplantae; Streptophyta; Magnoliopsida; Asterales; Asteraceae. Bases 295 to 1431 code for a protein of 378 amino acids. The transcript is spliced from 7 exons.
CUUGGGGAUGAAAUUGCAAGAAACACGUGCAGGAAGGAAGCAAGUAAGAAGGUGUAGAAGAAACGUAAACUAAACCAUGGUUAUCUCCGUAUCUACGUCUCCGAUUCCCUCACUCAAACUCAAACUCUUCUCCCCCUAAACCCUCCCUCCGUCUCCUCCGCCCUCCUCUUUAGGGUUUCUCUUCUUCAUCGCUCCUCUUAGGGUUUCUCCUCUCCAUCGCCCAAUCGCACUGAUAUACUAUCUUGGAGGUUUAUUAAGCAAAGCUACAUAAAGGUGUGUUUCUUGUUCUGAUAAAUGGAUUCCAUGGAUCUUAAAGGUAUUGCAUGGGUUGGUCAUAUAUACCAAAAGUUUGAAGCAAUGUGUUUGGAGGUUGAAGAAGCUAUGUCUCAGGAAACAGCUAAAUACGUUGAAAAUCAAGUUCAGACUGUCGGCGCAGGUAUGAAAAGAUUCUGUUCUGAUGUCAUGCAGGAUCUGCUUCCACCAUCAUCAAAGGAUCUCUCUAGAGUUGCUAGUGCUGACUUGUUACUUAACCCGUAUCUCGAAUUCGGAAUACACAAGAAACCGAUAUCAAACAUCAAGGAAGAUGCUAUCAAUAUCGACCCUGUUCGUGUCAAGGGUAUUUCUGAGGAUAAAUCAAACUCCAACAACGAUGUUUGGGAAGACUGGUCUGCUGCAUCGUUUAAUUGGGAAAUAAGUGAUAAAGAUGAAGCAAAUUGUGACGAGAUAUUGAACGAAACCCCCGUCACGACUGUAUUUACUAAACCCAGUGCAAAGGUAGUGAAAAGAUCUAGACGUAUCUCCUCUAGCAACAUCUUAAGAGCAGAACGUAAAGGUACAUGUGAAAGUAAUGGGGUGGUUCCUCAGGCGGGUUCGCAGGCUACUUCUAAUACAUCGACUUCUCAGUCCAUUGAUAAUGAUGGAUCUAAUACAGAUUCGUGCGAAAAUAGCAGGCAUGUGCCUCUUACUCAGAUAGGUUCAAAUGUCGGUGCUAAUGCUAAGUGUGGUCAAUCUGUUGAUGACGAGAUUAUUUGGCCUCAUACAGGAAGUUCAGCAGAUUGCAGUCCAGAUUUAGGAGAGGAAACUAAAAAUGGAGCUAGCGUGCAAAUCGUGGAACCUAUUGAAGAUGAGCUUGAUUCGGGAUUUGAGGAAACAUGCGUUUUAGUGGAUGGAAAUGAAUAUCAUCUUGACAGCCAUAAAGAAGAAUCAAGACGGUCAUACAAGAAAAAGAUUCAAAACGCGUUUUCUUUAAAAAAGAAAUCCGCAAGGAAACAGGAGUACAAGAAACUUGCUGCACAAUGUAGCAUUGUCCAUGCAGAAAUGAACAUAAAAUCUGACGAGGCAAUUCCCGUUGCACACUCCCUUUCAGAAAACGUAAAAGCAAAUAAGCUAGCAACUCAUGACUCACUAGAGUUGGAAUGGGAGCUUCUCUAGACGCCAUUAUCGAUGCCUUUGUAAAUAAAUUCGUUUAUAUAUGUCUGCUUUCGGCCCGCUUUUCAUCACAAUCUAAAGUUAAUUGUGUUUGAGAAAGCCCGAUGAUCCCCUGAUUCGUGGCAAGGGAGCUGUUAAUAGUGUUGAUUGUGGAGUAUUUAAGCUCGUAUUUGAUGCCAUAAUGACAGUAUUGUACCUAAAUUUGUCGGUCCUUUGGUAAUUCUCGUUAAGGAUUUUAAGAGAACUUUUGGUUCUCGAAUGUUAAUGGUUUGAACAUGGCGUAUAAAGCAGCAGCUCGAGUCGGUAAUGUCUGUUUUCUUUA